This is a messenger RNA of Sebastes umbrosus (honeycomb rockfish), 18393 nucleotides long. RefSeq names its product lysine (K)-specific methyltransferase 2D (gene kmt2d). Gene Ontology annotation, cellular component: nucleus; nBAF complex. Lineage: Eukaryota; Metazoa; Chordata; Actinopteri; Perciformes; Sebastidae. The record is from RefSeq and is a predicted model, not a curated record. Bases 348 to 15524 code for a protein of 5058 amino acids. Gene Ontology annotation, molecular function: protein binding. Gene Ontology annotation, biological process: nervous system development. The transcript has 55 exons.
GUGGAGCCUGUUUGUUGUCGGGGCUGGUUGAAGACUUGUCUCGGUGAUCGACCACAAAGCUCAACUUGAUGGUUAGCUAGCUAAGCAUAGCAUUAUCCAUCUAGUUAAGCAGCUAGAUAGCUACCAACCAUUGCACACAGCCUGCCUUCCUGCACUUCCCCCACUCUCUCCCUGCAGCCGGCUAGCUGCACCGCAGCAGCAGCAGCAGCGUUUAGUCCGGUAACAUAAAAUGAAGCGACCAUCAGCCUUUGGGGAAGCUGUGUGGCUGUUUGGAUUUUGCUGAUGUAUGAGGAGAAGAUAUUGUUUUUUUGAGAUCUCUGUCAAGGAGGUCAAAAUCUGUACGGGGGAUGGACGAGCAGAAAUCAAACUGCGAAGAAAAUGACUCUGAACCAACAGCUGAUGACAAUGCCCCUUCAAAGCAGCUUGUCUCCUCUGAGGAGGAGUCCAAAGCCCUUCUUGCUGCGGAGGACGUGUCUGGUGCUACUGCAGCCUCCUCCAGCACACCUGUAGAGAGCGUUCGAGCCUGUGCGCUUUGUAACUGUGUGGAGCGGAGCCUGCAUGGACAGCGGGAACUGAGACACUUUGAGCCAUCUUCAGAGCGGCCGACCCUCAAGCCAUCAGCUUCCCCACUGCCACAGCCCGGGAAUGAUGACCUGUCUUCCAUUGGAUUUUCCGACUCCCCCUGUCUGGCAUCACUCUUUGACGACUCAGGGGGUUGUUCGGUUCAUCACUGGUGUGCGGUGUGGUCGGAGGGAGUGAAGCGAAUGGAGAAUGAGGAGCUGGAGAACGUGGAUAAGGCCGUUAUCUCAGGGACACAGCGGCUUUGCGAAUACUGCAAAAGGCUGGGUGCAACCAUUCGUUGCCAUGCUGAGGGCUGCUCGCGGUUCUACCACUUCCCCUGCUCGGCAGCCAGUGGAUCCUUCCAGUCCAUGAAGCAGUUGGUUCUCCUCUGUCCAGAGCACAUAGACAAGGCAGAGGAGUUGGCAGGUGAGGAGGCGUGGUGUGCAGUGUGUGACUCAGCGGGGGAGCUCACAGACUCGCUGUUCUGUACGGGUUGUGGCCAACAUUAUCAUGCGGCCUGUCUGGAGAUCGGUGCCACGCCCAUCCAGCGGGCAGGAUGGCAGUGUCCAGAGUGUAAAGUGUGUCAGACUUGCAGACAACCAGGAGAAGACUCCAAAAUGUUGGUAUGUGAUGCCUGUGAUAAGGGCUACCACACCUUCUGUCUCCAGCCAGCCAUGGAUUCUCUUCCCUCUGACCCAUGGAAAUGCAGAAGGUGUCGUGUAUGUACGGAGUGUGGUGUCCGUGGACUGGUGCUACCAGGUUCGGCUCAGUGGUUUGACAACUACGCCGUGUGUGAGGGCUGCCAGCGUCACCGCAGCUCUAUGUGUGGCGUGUGCAACAAAGCUGCCAAUCCACCUGUCACUCUACAGUGCUGCAGCAUGUGUCACAGGUGGGUGCACAGUGAAUGUGCUUCACCGGGGGAGCUUCCAGAAGCCAGGUGCAUUUGCCGGCUUUGCAAGGAAGAUCAGCAGCAGCCUGUAACUCAACCAUACACAGCAGAGGUGCAAACCAGAGAGGCGUCUGAGGAGACUGAAGGACAGGUGGAUUUGGUGGAGAUGACUAUUCAAACGGAUGCAGACAUGGUGACAGAAGAGCACACAGACUUAUCAGAGGUGACACCAGGACAGAAAGGCACAUCAGAGAUUGGUCAGCCUGAAGCUACGACUGACAAAGAGACACCCAUGGACUUGGGGGUGGAGUCUGCAGUUGUUGGGACAACAGACGGGGAGAAAAUCACGGAGGACGAGUCGCAGGCAGCAACAGAGGAAUUGACUUCUGAGGCACCCGUUGCUCCACUUGAGCCCACAGAAUGUGCAACGGAAGAACAGAGGGCCUCUUGUCUACCUGCUGAUGAAGAGAGAGCAGAAGAGGCAGUCAGCCAGGUGACUCAAGCCACCCCUUCCCAGGACCCCACAGCAGAGACGCAGUCUGACAACCCCAAAGUAGAACCAACGCCAGUGUCGCAGCAGGGCCCUGAAAAAAUGGAGGUGGAGAAGCAGGAGGCCACUCCCUCAGUGGAGCAAGAAGUGUCACCAGAGUUAUUAAACAACGGCUCUGACGGCACUCCUAUCACAGAAUCAUUCAGUAAGGAUCCACCAAAGUUACCAGCUUCUCCUGCCUCUGUGGACAAAACGGAGCAUUUGCUCAUGGAUAAUCGGCAGGAAAGAAGUCCAUGCCAGGACCCCCAGUCUCCUUCUCCUCUUUCUUUAUCAGCAGACACACAAGAGGCCCUCUCUUCUAUGGAAAUGGAGGGGAGGUUACUACCUCACUCUGAGGAGGAGGACGACGAAGAGUAUGAUGAGCAAAUGAAAGGAGAAGGACUUAUCAUCGACAUAAAGCAGGAACCUCAGGAGCACGAGGUUAACGACGAGAUGUCCUACAUGAGCCAUGGGGACGAGAGCAGCAGUGGCUUUCUGGGCUCUCCAGGAGAAGCUGAUCCUCAGCUCUCCAUGGAGUUUGGCCUCGUACCUGCUGGCCGCUCACACAACGAUAACCUGCUCACUGAGACUGAUGACUCGCUUCCCUUCGAACCCUUCAGAAACGACAGAGAGAAGGUGAAACGCAGAGGAUCCCCAGGUCGCUCACGGGUCAAACAGGGCCGAAGCAACAGCUUUCCUGGGAAGCGCAGACCUCGAGGAGGUGGUGGAGGGAGAGGCCGUGGUGGGAGGUCACGCCUCAAAGCCAUGGCCUCCUGCAUCGAUGCUUUCUUGCUAAGCAUGACCACAGACACUGGAGUAAAUAAGGAGGAGGAAGAAGAGGAAGAUGACACCAUGCAGAACACAGUGGUUCUUUUCUCAAACACCGAUAAAUUUGUCCUGCUCCAGGAUAUGUGUGUCGUGUGUGGCAGUUUUGGAAAGGGUUCAGAGGGGCAGUUGUUGGCUUGUGCUCAGUGUGCCCAGUGUUACCAUCCAUACUGUGUGAACAGCAAAAUCACCAAGACGAUGCUCCGUAAGGGCUGGCGCUGUUUGGAAUGUAUCGUGUGCGAGAUGUGUGGAAAGGCGUCGGACCCAUCCCGUCUGCUGCUGUGUGAUGACUGUGAUGUCAGCUAUCACACCUACUGCUUGGACCCACCCCUACACAAUGUCCCCAAGGGUGGUUGGAAGUGCAAAUGGUGUGUGUGCUGUGUGCAGUGUGGUUCCAACUCCCCGGGUUUCCACUGUGAGUGGCAGAACAACUACACCCACUGUGGCCCCUGUGCCAGCCUCGUCACCUGUCCGGUAUGCAGAGAGAACUUCAUGGAGGAGGAGCUGCUGCUGCAGUGUCAGUACUGCGAUCGAUGGGUCCAUGCUGUAUGUGAGAGUCUGUACACAGAGGAUGAGGUGGAACAAGCUUCUGAUGAAGGCUUUGCAUGCACAUCUUGCUCCGCAUAUGUUCCAAAACCCGUGGUAGUAGAGUCAGCCAUUAUGGCUUCAAUAAAGAUCAAAGAGCCAGAGCCCCAGUUCUACCGGUUGGAGGGUGUGUGGCUGACAGAGUCUGGCAUGUCCCUGCUUCGCAGCAUCUCCAUGUCGCCCCUGCACAAGAGACGGCAGCGUCGCUCUCGACUCGGCACUCUUUGUUGUGAUGGAGGCCCUGAUGGAAUGGAUCUCAGGGAGGUCGAAGAUGGGGAGGAUGGAAAAGGCUGUGGGGAGCCCAUGGACUGUGAAUCCAAGAUGGAGAACCCUGGGAGCCCCGACAGAGAAGGCGGUGCAGAGGGAGGCGCCGAAGGCAUGGGUGACUGCGAUGGUCUCAAAGGAGGCGCAGAGGAGAUGGAUGAUAGCAAAAAGAGAAAGCGGAAACCUUACAGGCCUGGAAUUGGAGGCUUCAUGGUGCGACAAAGGAAGUGUCACACACGGAUGAAGAAAGAAUUCUUUGCCCAGUUGGCUGGAGAGACGACGUUAGAUGGACAGCCAAUAGAGAGAACCAUUGACGAAGGACCUCACCCUGACACAGAUAACAUCAUGGAUCCUAAACCAGUGGAGGGCGAGGAACAGGCCAAGAAACGCCGGGGACGGAAGAAGAGCAAACUUGAGGACAUGUUUCCAGCUUAUCUCCAGGAGGCUUUCUUUGGGAAGACACUAAUAGACUUGAGUAAGAAAGCUGUGAUGAUACCCCCAGGGCAGAGGCCAGGCGCAUGCCUUGUCCGACCUCAAUUACCAGCACCGUCGGGGGUCAAAACUUCUCCAGAGACUGAGGAUCGUGUGGUGAAAGCUAAUUUUCCUGUCAAGCAAGAGGGGGGUGAGGCCCCCCAGGCUCAGGGAGAAAGUGCAGGAGUUUCUGCACCAUCCUCAUCGCUGAAGCACCAGGCGUCGACUGAUCCUCAAGACUCUGAUGCAGAAAAAAGCGAAGGUCUUCCGCAAGGGGUGGAGAGUCAGGACUCUGAGCAGUUCUUCAGGAAGGUUCUGGGAGUGUCAGAUGGCUCCUCUUUGGAGGGCAUGAAGCCCAUCUUGGAGGGCAGUAAGGGAGAACUCAAUCGUAGCGCUCUGCCGCAGAGAGCUCUCCUCUCAGGGUCCCUGCCCUCAGCUGGAAUGAUGGAUGCUUUUCCUGGCCUCUCUCAGUCGCCGUUCUUUGAUAUGCGGGACCGAGGAGGACUGUUCAGUCCAGAUGGGGGUGAGGAGAGCCCCUGGGCCACUCCCUCGACCCCAGCAACCCCCUCCUCCCCACCGACCCCCACUGAGGGAGACGGUGAUGGGCUGUCCUACAACCAGCGCAGUCUCCAGCGCUGGGAGAAAGACGAAGAGCUGGGAGAACUCUCAACCAUUUCCCCUGUGCUUUAUGCCAAUACCAACUUUCCCACUCUCAGACAGGACUACCCAGACUGGGCCAGUCGCUGUAAGCAAAUCAUGAAGGUCUGGAGGAAGGUGUCAGCUGCUGACAAGGUUCCAUAUCUGCAAAAGGCCAAAGAUAACCGAGCAGCUCAGCGGAUCACCAAGGCGCAGAAGCAGGCAGAGAGUCAGGUGUGCAGGCCGAUCAAGACAGAGGGAGGAGUGCGUGUGAAGACCGAACGGCCCAGUUUACACCUCCAGAUUCCUCCUCCUUCAGGCUCUGCGUCAAUCUCUUCCCAGCCCAGCUCUGCAGAAAGCCCGUUUCCCUUCCCUCCAGAUUCAGGAUCAUCCUCUGUCUUUUUCUCAGAUGGACCUGUUAAGACUCCGGGCUCAGCUGAAAUCCGGACAGACCCCUUGGCCAAGCUUCCUCCUCAGUCACCCCAUUCUCACUCUCACCCAACCACACCCUACUCCCAUGCUGGGGCCAGCCCCUUACAGGCCUCUUCCUCAGGUUAUUCCGCUUCCGGCCCACAGGGUCCUCCUCAGGGACGGCCAGCCAGUCUUGGCCCCUUUGACAUGCAACCAGGAACUCCUGGAACCCCCAGACGGGCUCAGCAGGUUGACCCCUACUUCAGAUCACAGCUGCAGCAGCAACAGAGUCAUCUACCACAAUCACAGCAAGGCUCCCAGGAGUCCUUAGGACCUCCAGAAAGUCCUCAUUCACGAGGCGCAGGGCUUGGGGAGUCGCCCAUCUUCUCGCCAUCCCACAACACCCACUACGGAGACCCUUUCAGAACCCAGCAAGGGAUGGGACGGCCAGACUAUGGUUCCGCCCCAUCACCCUCUGCAUUGGCUUCCUCACCUGCAAGCACAGGGCAGUACAGGGCUGAUAUGAGUGCACCUUCUCCACGCUCCUCUGCCGUUGGAAGACCUGAUCUAUCCACUGGCUCUCCUGCUGGGAUGCUGGAGCCUGGGGAUGUUUUAUUCAAGGCACCUAUGACGCCACGAAUGCACCAAGGGGAGGGUGGGGCACUUCAUCCUGGAGCUUCCCCUGGCCACCCCUCUGAAGGCUACAGGCAGUCUCCCUCCCACCCUUUCUCUGACCCCCACACUCAGCAACCGCUGACUCCCAGGCCGCAAUCAGGCGACAACUGUUCUCUUGGACCCCAGAGACACCCUGUAGCUCAACAGGAACUAUGCUCUAGAGUGCCCUCCAGCCCACAGUCCCAGGGCAGCUCUCAGUCUCCCCAUACUCCUGGUGGCCUCUCCAAUGAUGCUUACUCUGUUCAUUCUCCUGCUAACCCUCGUUUCCAAUCCCCAGACCCUUGCUCUCAGCCACCCUCAAGGCCACAAUCUAGAGACCCUUUUGCUACUAUCCACAAACCCCCUCGCCCCUCCUCUGUUGCCCCAGAGGGAACUGCAAGCUACAAAAGCUCACCUCAUCCUAACCAGCCACCUCCACCCCAUCCCAACAACAGUUCCAUAGGGGACCCUCUCUCUGGUAAACCGUCAGCACCUCCUACUUUCAGCCGCAGCCCCAGCACGGGAGGCUUCCAAAUAACCCAACAGCAGAGUCAGAUGUUACAGGGUCAGCUUCAGCAACAACAACAACAAACUCAACAGACGAUGGGGGCAGACAGCUUCAGCUCCAGGGUGCCACCUCCUUCUGGGUCUCAAGAACUGCCAGCUGUCCGCCCUCCAGAUGCACCUCAUCAGCCAGCUUUGCCAGGCACUCAAGAAAUGCCUGACAUUUCAGCAGUGCAGGACCCCGCAUUAAUAGGCCUUAGCCCCACCGAGCUGGAGAAGCAUCGACAGCGACUGAGGCUGCGGGAAUUCUUAAUCAGACAACAAAUGCAGAGAAACUCCAUUAGACAAGAGAAGGAGGCUGCUAUUGCUGCUGCUGCUGGCAAUGCAUCCCCUGGCUGGUCUGGAGGAGAGAUGGGAGCCUUUCAACAAGACAAGGCCCACAGAGCACCACCACCUUAUCCACAGGAUCGUGUUGCUGCUACUUCUGCUGGACCUCAGGUUUCUAUGGCGGGGAAGAUGCCCAUGGCUGUUGGAGGCAUGGAGGACAAGCUCAUUCGCCCACCACCUACAGGAACCCCUGCCAUCAUGGAUCCUAGUGCACUAAGGCCACAAGGCCCCCCCAGACCUCAGGGCAUGUAUGCCCGUCCACCAUUCCCUCCUCAGUGGCAGGGCCAGGCUCCAGGUCCAAGGAGGUUCCCCCAGCCUGGCAUGGAGGCUAUGGGCAUAAGGCACAAUCUCAACCCUGCUGUUAACAUCCAGGGUAUGGAAGGCAUGGGUAAUCCUCACACCAUGAUACCAGGACAUGGAGGAGAGACCAUGCAGCCAAUGGGUCAAGGACCCCCACCACAGUUCAUUGAAUUGAGACACAACUCACAGAGGCUACCCCUCCGACCUCAGUUUAUGCCUCGUGGACCCCAGCCCAGACCACGUCUCUUUGUCCCACAGCAAGAGAUGGCAGCAUCUUAUGUUCAGCAACAUCCCAUAGCUCAAGCUGGUGGCAUUCAAACAGAGGGGGGCAGCAACUCCCAGCUGGGGUUACAGCAGGGUAGACUGUCAGUUUUACUGCCUCAGCAGUCUACAGGCCAAGUAACACAACAGCCCCACAUGCAGCCUCAGGCAGCUACUUCCACUCCAAACAUUCCUGGCACUGAGCAGCAUCAGCUUCGACAACCAGGCCUAGUCACACAUCCCCAGCCUGCCCCGGCAGAAAAUAGCGAGGAGCUGCCAGAGCCGGACCUUGAUGGGCUCGGGGAUGCCCAAGGGGAUGGAGGUGUGGAGGAUGAGGACGAUUUGGCUCUAGACUUGGACCCCGACAAAGGAGAUGAUGACUUGGGCAACCUGGACAACCUUGAAACCAAUGAUCCACAUCUAGACGACUUGCUCAACAGUGAUGAGUUUGACCUGCUGGCUUACACUGACCCUGAACUGGACCAAGGAGACCCUAAAGAUGUCUUUUCAGACCAGCUGCGGUUGGUGGAAGCAGAAAGUGAAGCACCUGGAUCUGCGCUUGUUAAAGUGGAAGGAAAAGCUAAGGUGGAGCCAAGGCAGAAGUGUCUCACAACAGCUCCUGCCACUGCAAGGGGGUCUGCAACCCAACUGCCACCCUCUGCAGAAACCGUUGAUAUCACCAAGGUCAAAGUAGAGGACAGAGGUCUGACCCCUCAGCUGCAUCCAGGACAGACUGUGGUGAAAGAUGAAAUAGGAGAAGCUGUGUCGAUGCUUCUUGGUGAGACCGCACCAUCAGCUAAGUCUGCACAAUCAGAAAACCAGUCAGCUUCACUCAGUUCUGUUCGAUUAGGGGGACUUCCGUACCCCCUGCCAGGGCAAGCUAACGCAUUGCCUUUUCCUCCAGCUGCUCCACAUGCAGAUAUUGGUGAUGAUCCGCUGGGGCUGCCUGAUGUUGGGGGGCAGCACUCCCCUGCUGUAGAUUUAGCAAAGGUCGAGAGCUCUUUAGAUGGUGAACUGCCCCUUCUAAUACAGGAUCUGCUGGAGCAUGAGAAGAAGGAGCUACAGAAGCAGCAACAGCAGCAACAGCUCAGUUCCCUCCACCAGGGAGGCAUGGCGCCUCAUUUUCCUGGCCUCUCAAGUCAACAGCCGAACCCACAGGCACCUGGUCAGAUAAUGCUGCAACACCACCAUCGACCACCACCCCAAGGAAUGAUGGCUCAGCCAGGAAUGGUACCCCGUGCUCCGCACAUGUUACAACAACAACAACAGCAGCAGCAGCAGCAGCAGCAGCAAAGGCUUAUGGGACCUGGAAUGGCACCUCCACCUCACAUGAACAUGGCCCAGCAGCAAGCCAUGGUGAGGAUGAGGCCGCCAGGGAUCCAUACAGGUGUCACACAUCAACCGCAGCCGCAGUCAGUGGUUAAACCACCUCUGGCCAACAACUUCUUCCCAGAUAAAGAUUUAGACAAAUUUGCUACUGAUGACCUCAUGGAUCCCAUUGCCAAGGCAAAGAUGGUGGCACUUAAGGGUAUCAAGAGAGUGUUGGCACAGGAUCCAAUGGUUGGACCCCCUGGCAUUAACAGGCAACAAGUUUCUCUGCUUGCUCAGAGGCUUGCCUCUGCCCCGGGCACAGAUCCAGGUCAACUUACAGCUGGACCUCCAAAGGAGGGAGAAACCAGUGAUCCUACCCAGUCGAGACCUAACCCUCCUCAGUUUGUGCAAGGAAUCAUCAAUGAUGCAGAACAGCACCAAUAUGAAGAAUGGCUUCUUCACACGCAGCAGUUACUCCAAAUGCAGUUGAAAUUUUUGGAGGAACAGAUUGGAGUUCAGCGCAAAUCACGCAAGGCGCUGUGUGCUAAGCAACGCACUGCUAAGAAAGCUGGCAGGGAGUUUGCUGAGGCAGAUGCAGAGAAACUAAAGUUGGUUACAGAAGAGCAGAGCAAAAUUCAGAAACAGCUUGACCAGGUACGCAAGCAGCAGAAGGAGCACACCAAUCUCAUUGCAGAGUACAGAAGCAAGCAGCAGCAGCAUCAGCAAAGCUCAGGUAUUCUUACCCCAGGUCAUUCUGCACAGGGGCCACCACCUCAAAUGUUUCCCAAGAUGCCUGGCCAGAUGAUGAUGGGCCAACAGGGAACUCCAGUAAUGGGCCAGCACCCUGGUGUGAUGCCCCAAGGUGUAAUGCCUGUCAGGAUGCCCCAAGGGCAGCCCUUUAUUGGUGGAGCUCAACCCCAGCUUCCUCCAGCUCUGGGAGUCAGUGUUGCCAGGGCCCCAGGUCCUCCUGGGGCACCAACAGGAUUCUUCCCACAGGGGCCUGGCAUGCAAGCAGCAGACCCUAGGCUUCUCCAAGAAAGACAGCUUCAACAUAGGAUGCAGAUGGCAAAGCUCCAGCAACAGCAACAGCAGCAGCAGGUGAUGAUGGGCCAGCAACCAAUGCCACACCCAAAUCAUCAGCCUGGCUUAAUCGCUCAGCCACCGUCCGGUAUGAUGGGGAACCCACUUAUGGCCCAACAACAAGCAAACACUCAGCAGGGAAUGCUAGCCAACCAGGCCAAUCAACAGAACAUGGUGCAGGUUCCACAAGGAAUGGUUGGAGGCCAGCCUGUGGCUCCACUGCCACAGAACCUUGCAGGAGGCCAGCCUAUUAACCAUGCUCAGGCCAUGAUGGCAGUUCAACCAGGGAUUAUGGGGAAUCCGCCAGUUGCACCAUCACUGCAACAGAGGCCUCAGCUGAUGAUGGGUCAGCAGGGAAUGGUUGGAUCUCCAGGUCAUCCUGGCCUCAGGGGUCCUCAAGCCCAGUUGACUCCACAACAACAGAACAUUCUGGCCCAACGCAUGCUUGCGUCUCAGCAACAGCAGCAACAGCAGCAGCAGCAGCAGCAGCAAAAUGUUGCAAAGAAUUUGGCCCACCUUCAGCAGCAGCAGCAGCAGAUGGCACAGCAAAGACAACAAACACAGUUGAUCAGUCAAUCCAGCCAAGAGCAAGGAGUGCUCUCCCAACCCUCUACCCCACAGAUGGGCUCCUCGCCUUCAGCAGGAAGUAUCACGCCCCAGCCACAGGGAGCUACAGACAACCAAAACUCAGGCCCCAAAGAGGGUGGGAUCCUCAGCCCUGAUUCAAGAACGCCACCACAGCAGAGUGGACCCUCUACUCCCAAUCAGAUGUCCCAACUAGGCUCUGCAAAUGAUCAUCAAACUGACUUGGGACGACAGCAAUUACAGCAGCAUCAAAACCAGGUUUAUAUGGCCCAGCAGCAACAAUCAAAUCCUCAGCCUGUACCUGAGCAACAAACAGGUUUGGUUGGAAGCCAACAAACUGGCGUGCUUCAGCAACAUCCGCAACAACUUCCGCUCACUCUCCAGAGGCAAGGCUCCCUCAGUAUUGACAAGCCCAUCUUGAUGACCGUUAAAGAGGAAGGAAAACCAAAUGAUUUCCUAGCUCAGCAGCAACAACAGCAAACAGUUCAGAACUCCAUGCAGCAGUCACAGGAUCCCAACAUCCAACAGCAGAUCAUAGGCCAGAACCAUCCUGGCCAGCCACAGCCUGUUGUGAUGGGCCAUAAUCCACAACAACAAGCCCUCAUGGCCCAGCAGCAAAAACAACAGGCCAUGAUGGGCAUGAUGAGAGCCCAGCAGCAAGGGAUGAUGGCACAGAGGCCUGUGGGUCCACCUGGACAGAUCCGCACCCCUAUCAACAUCCAGGCUAUUAUUGCUCAGAAUCCUCAGCUCCGCAACCUUCCCCCAAACCAGCAGAUACAGCACAUCCAGGCCAUGAUUGCCCAGAGGCAGCUCCAACAAGGACAGAUGCUGCGGAUGUCAAUGGGUCAAGGCCAGCAAGGUCAGUUGAGGCCUCACAUGCCCCCAGGACAGAUGCCGCAGGUUGUGCAGCAGAUGCCAUAUGGAGUCAUGGGGAAGCCAGGAGCAGUGGGCACUCAGCAACAAUCAGGCAUGUUGGGCCAACAACCUGGUGUUGCUCCCCACAUGCAGCAGGGGAUGAUGGUCCCUGGGCAACAACAGCCACAAGUAGGGGAGAUGAUGCAACAACAUAUUAUGAGAGGCCAGGUACCAGUGCCGCCUUCCCCAAUGGACCAGGGCCGCAUGGUAAGGCCAACAUCUCCACGUCAGCCAAUAGCCAACUCUCCUGGGCACGCGUUUAAUCAAGCUAUGGGGAUGCGUCCAACCACUCCCAACCAGAACCAACAAGCACUACUGGCAGCUGCAGCAGGCCGCAUGCAGGGUUCUCCAUCCCAUGCGUAUUCUCCAAGAGGUCCCUUCGGCAUGAGCCCGGCCCACCCGGCCUCACCUCAUUCAUCCCAUGUCUCCUCACCUUCUAUAGCCGACAGUAGGGCUGGAAGGGGGAGUCCGUACAGCCACGUCAAGGCAUCUCCACUCAGGUCACCUGGAGCCAAGAGUCCGCUUGAUUGUCCAGGGCUGAAAGUAGAAGCUCAGACAUCAGGCAAUGAAACAUCUCACUCGGCCUCAGUUAUCCCCAACGGUCCACAGAAAGGCGUGAAUGUUCAGCAGCAGUCGCAGCAGGUCACAGAGAGCCAUGGUCAACACACACAACAUGGCCCCAGAGCAGGGGAGCUAUGCAAGAUGACCCUACAGAACAUUAAACAGGAACCAAGAGAGGUUCAGUGUGAUGGUGCGCCAGAGGCUCAUCCUGGGGCAAUAAAGCGAGAAGCAUCGGGUGAGGCGGUUACUUCUGGGAACAACACUGGCUUUAUUAAUGCUGGAAACAUGGCCGGAGACCCUGGGACUCAAGCCCCUCGAUCUGAGACUGGACAACAACUACUACAGAAACUCCUGAGAACCAAGAACCUUCAGCUUGGUGCUCAGAGGCCUUCUGAAGGCAUCCACAAUGAGAUCAAUGGCCACAUCAACAGCAAGCUGGCAAUGCUGGAACAAAAACUUCAAGGGACUCCGCGAAAUAUGGAGGAUUUACAGUCUAUAACAAAAAGGGCUCCUGCACAAAAGCCAAAGCGCUCUAAUAAGUCAACUGGAGACCGAGGGCCUAACGCACGGAAGAAGAAUAAGAAGGAAGAAGUCGGAAAAAGUGCUGAAGCCCUGAUAAAGCAACUCAAACAGGGUCUCUCUCUGCUGCCCCUGAUGGAGCCUACAAUCACUGCCAGUUUGGAUCUGUUUGCCCCUUUUGGAAGCAGCCCAGCCAGUGGCAAAGCCCAGCUCAAAGGAUCCUUUGGAAAUGCAGUGCUGGACAAUAUCCCAGACUAUUAUUCUCAAUUACUCACAAAGAGUAACCUCAGCAACCCACCAACACCUCCAUCCUCCCUGCCACCUACUCCUCCGCCUUCAGUACAGCACAAACUGCUGAAUGGAGUGACUCCUGGGGAGGAGUUGUCUGAGGGUCAGAAAGACACAGAGCCAGCCGAAGAGCCAAUGGAUUCUGUUAAAGAGGAGGUGAAGAGUGUAGACAUCCUAGCAGCUCUCCCCACCCCGCCACAUAACCAGAAUGAGGACAUCAGGAUGGAGAGUGAUGACGAGGAUGCCCCAGAAAGCAUCAUCCCGGCAUCCUCCCCUGAGAGCAACGUAGGAGAUGAAACGCCACGCUUCCCUCAUCUACGGGAGCCUAAAGAGGAGGAGACAGAGAGAGCAAUAUCCCCCAUCAUCCCCCUCAUACCUCGCACUGCCAUCCCAGCAUUCCCAGAAAACAAAACAUUUGAAGCAGCCGAUAGCAAGGUUGUUUCCACAUCCAACCAUUGGGACAAGGCCAAAAACAACGAAGUGUCUGUUACCUUCACAUUGUCCUCUGCUGCAGCUAAGAAACUGAACCAUGUCAUGUUGGCCAUGGCCCAGCUACUCAAUAUUAGGAUGCCGGGGUCUUAUGAGGUGACUUUCCCUCCCCAAAACCCUGACAUGCCCGGGGUGGAUGGGCCUGGAAAAGAACCCGACCAGUCAGGGGCUCUGUGUACAAAGGACGGCGCUUCUCCCAGUCAGGAUGAGUGGCUAAGGCAGUUUGACGUGUCUCUACCAGGCUGUACAUUGAAGAAACAAGUGGACAUUCUGGCACUUAUUAAACAGGAAUUCCCAGACAAAGAAGACCAACCGGCCCAGCACUGUUAUACAACCAAAGUAAACGACUUGGAUGUGCGCCACCUUCCUCCUAUACCAGUGGAAGAAUCUCCACCUCCAUCACCAUCCCCUCCACAUCCUCCGCCAUCAGUCCCAGUUCCAACUAGUGAAGCUGAACCUUCCAAAAAAUCAGCCUCUCCAUCCCCGCCUCCCUCCAGUCCAACCAUUGUUCAGAUCCAGAUCAAGACUGAGCCUGAACCGGAUGAUGGUCCUCUUCCUAUUGAUGCUGCUCAACCAACUGAUGACACAGAGUCUGAAGUUGCAGCUCUAGAGUCGGUCACUGAUCCAGCAACUUCCGCUGCAGUUCCAGAUCCUGCUGCUCCUACUGAAGAUCAUCUGAGUCUUGCUGUCAAGGAGGAGGACUUGGCCUCUGAUCCAGCUCAACCUCCUCAAGAUUCUCCCAGCAACAUAGAGUCUUCCCCUAAGGCUGUCAAGCAGCGCAGGCCUCUCUCCCCUGACGAGGAGGUGGUACAUCCCAAAGUGAAAAAAUGGAAGGGCAUUCGCUGGAAGCGUCUUCAGAUUGUCAUCACAAUACGUAAGGGUGGGUCUAAGAAAGAGAGCAGCCGUGAGGUGUCUGAGCUAAUGGAACGCCUGCGCAUUACUCUUCGACCAGACAGGCUGCCUCGGGAUAAACGCAAAUGCUGCUUCUGCCAUGAUGAAGGCGAUGGAGCCACAGAUGGGCCUGCCCGGUUGCUUAACAUCGAUGUGGACUUGUGGGUGCACCUCAACUGUGCCCUGUGGUCCACGGAGGUGUAUGAGACGCAGGGGGGUGCCCUCAUCAACGUGGAAGUAGCUCUGCGUCGCGGAUUGAGGACUCUUUGCGCAUACUGCCAGAAAACAGGCGCCACAAACAGCUGCAACAGAAUACGCUGUCCGAAUGUCUACCACUUCGCCUGUGCCAUCCGGGCGCGCUGCAUGUUCUUCAAGGACAAGACCAUGUUGUGCACCCAGCACAAGCUGAAGGGCCCCAGUGAAGACGAACUCACCAUGUUUGCCGUUUUACGGCGCGUCUACAUCGAGCGUGAUGAGGUGAAGCAGAUUGCCAGCAUCUUGCAGCGAGGCGACCGUAUCCACCUGUUUCGUGUUGGUGGUCUCAUCUUUCAUGCUGUUGGCCAGUUGCUACCAUCCCAGAUGACCAACUUCCACUCACCCACUGCCAUCUUCCCUGUUGGCUACGAGGCCACACGCAUCUACUGGAGCACGCGUGUGCCCAACAAGCGCUGUCGCUACCGCUGCCGCAUCAACGAGGAUGAAGGUCGCCCCCUGUUCGAGGUGCGUGUUCUGGAGCAUGGCAUGGAGGACUUGCAGUACCGUGACACUACACCAGAGGGGAUCUGGGAACGAGUGGUUCAGCAGGUGGCUAAACUCCGAGAUGACUCGUCCAUGUUGAAGCUGUUCACCGAACAUGUGAAGGGAGAGGAGAUGUAUGGCCUCACCAUUCAUGCUGUCAUGCGUAUCACGGAGUCGUUGCCCGGAGUGGAGAACUGCCAGACCUACCUGUUCCGAUAUGGCCGUCACCCUCUGAUGGAGCUCCCUCUGAUGAUCAAUCCCUCUGGCUCUGCUCGCUCCGAGCCCAAAGUCCCCACACAGUGCAAGAGGCCUCACACUCUAAAUAGCACCAGCGUGUCAAAGGCCUACCAGAGUACCUUCACCGGAGAGCUCAACACACCAUACAGCAAGCAGUUUGUCCACUCCAAGUCGUCGCAGUAUCGGCGCCUGAAGACGGAGUGGAAGAAUAACGUGUAUCUGGCACGAUCCCGCAUUCAGGGCCUGGGUCUGUACGCUGCUAAGGAUCUGGAGAAGCACACCAUGGUCAUCGAGUACAUUGGCACUGUCAUACGCAACGAAGUGGCCAAUCGCCGUGAGAAGAUCUACGAGUUCCAGAACCGUGGGAUCUACAUGUUCCGCAUCAACAAUGAGCAGGUGAUUGAUGCCACUCUGACAGGAGGCCCAGCUCGCUACGUCAACCAUUCCUGUGCCCCGAACUGUGUUGCAGAAGUUGUAACAUUUGACAAAGAAGACAAGAUUAUCAUCAUUUCCAGCCGCAGGAUCCCCAAGGGAGAAGAGCUGACCUACGACUACCAAUUUGAUUUCGAGGACGAUCAGCACAAGAUCCCUUGCCAUUGUGGAGCCUGGAAUUGCCGAAAGUGGAUGAACUAACCGGAAGAAAGAAAAAAAUGGAGAAUUCCCCUCUCACUGGUGCCAGAACAAUCCUGCGCCAAAGCCUUCGAAUCCUACAUAGCCAGUGCAUAAGCUGUUCUGAACGACGUGAAGGAAAGCUGGCCUCCGUCAUUGAAAGACUAAAGCGUUGACACCUGUAGCCAAAGGUUUGAAGAGCAUUAAUCAAUAAAAGCAACCGACCACCUCCAUCAACAGCAGCUUGAUGGCGGGACUAACUCUCAUGUUUGGACUAGUGAAUAACCUUUUCCUCAGCCAAAACCCUUUUCCCCCCUCGACUGUUCUCAAUCUCACAGUGGCUGGAAAACAAUCCUCAACAUCUACCAAAUGAUUCUGACCCUCUGAUAUCGAUACUCGUAGUGCAGAGCUCACCUGGAGCUUCGACGAAAAGCCAUUUUUAAAAUACUAAGAAUGAACUAAUGAUGCAUUUUUAUGUUUUAAGUCGGACCUAUUUCCUGUCCCACCUGACCGCACCUCCCCCUCACCUCCCAGAAAAAGGCACUUUCCCAUCAAGUCAUCAAUGAAGACAACACGGAUAUUGGCUAGCUAGACAAUCUCGAUGUGGCUCUGUGUAAGAACUACAUAUGAUCGAUGGAGAAAAAAAAAAAGUUAAUAUAAAAUUUGAGAUGCUAUUGAUCUGUGGCUCCAGAGGCACCAGAUGUUCUGACUGUAUGGAGUCCCAAGGUGGGUUAGUUGGACCCAGUCUACCUCAUUGAUUUUUGCGGGAAGCGACUGCUUUGUAUAAAAACUGUUAACUGCUACUGUGGAACGGGGGGGUGGGGAGGGGGAAUGUUUUUAUGGGCUUAGCCUUCUCGGACAAGCAGGGAAUCUUAAGCAGCAGGUUUGCUCUAUCUACUCUAUGCUGAUGAUGAUUUACAAUAAUGAGCCAACAUAAUUAUUAUUCAUGAAUUGUUUAUACAGAGGAAAUAUAUGACAGUUUUGAUAAGAUAUUGCAUUAAAAAUCACAAUCAGAAGCUUAGCGGGUGUCCUGUGUGUCACCUAAUCCUCCUGGAUAUUGAUGUAGCCUUUUUGUUCUUUUUAUUUAUGCGUCUAUAAAAAAACAUGUUUAUCAGCUGUGUGAAAGCACAAUAACAUCCACCUUUUUUUUUUUUUAAGUUGCUUAAAGAUAGUAAUGGUGUGAGUGAAUGGCUCUAGGAUCACAGAGGACACAUUGAGGAAGACAAUGAAGUCCAAAAUUAACCAAGUACACAUUUUUGCUUGUUGCUUCAUACAUUGAAGUUCCACUUGCUGAAAAACCAGCCGGUGGAUGCAUGACUACUGUCCCAUUAAAUGCUUUUUAUGCCCCCAUAACUCAAUCACAACUCAACCUUUUGAAUCAUGCCUCUUUCUCUCUGUAUUAUUUAGUGGACUGUUGUUAAACUUUACUGUAGUAAGUCUUCCUCUGCCUGAGUACAGCCUGCAGUGUUUCUACUUCCCCUGUAGUGUGCUUUUUCUAGUGCUGGUACUGUCCUCUCGAGGCUGAACUGAUGGCAGGGAAAGACUUAUUGGAAAAAAAGGGCAUUUGUUUUCAUUUAUAUGUAAGAUGAAUGAAAAAAAGUCUUUAAAGGGAGCUUUACUAAAACUCCAACUUCCCAUACUACUUUGUUUCCCCCUUCCCCUAACCUAAGACCUCACAUGAUUUAAAAAUGCAAAGUUGUACAAACUGUAUAUAUAGUAUAUGCAUUAGGGGACAGCAACUCUUUAUCCAGCCCCUUUGUAAUCAAUAAAGUCAAAAAGUGUAGAGAAAUAAAAUUGAAAAAAAAAUCAACCACUGGAUAUCAUUUUAACAAAGAUAAAGCUGUAUAUAAAUAUAAAUAUAUGUAAAAUGGCAAACUAAUAUCUUUAUGUAUAUGAACCAGAGUGUUUUGCAUUUACCUGUUUUUCUAUUAGUGUUUUUUGCUAUAAGCUCUCAGAGACAAGUUUGUUAAAAUAGGUUUGAGAAAAAUGUCUGGUCUUCUCAAAUCAAAUGGCGACGAGAAGCCGAUAUGUGAUUACAAAACUGUUUGGAUUCAUGUGGAGGGUCGUUAAUUAGACAUGGAAAUCACUUUUUUGCGUAAAGCAGUACAAUGGUGCAUAGCAUUUGUAUUUAUGUAAUAUUGUUCGUGUUUAUUUUUCUUUUUAUUUAUGCUACUGCUUGUUGAUUACCAAAACCUGUCCCUUAAUCGGUCACAAUUGGAUUAAUAUACUCUUGAAUGGAAAAUCUUGAAUUCCCUAGAAUAUUGUUAGUGUUUUGCUUUUUUAUAUCUUCCCUAUAGAAGUGAAUGUGUUGGUAAACCUUGUGAAAUGGUUACUUGGCCUAAUGUAUGUUAUGAUGUAAUACUCAAAGUUAAUCCCAUACUUAACCUGGUAAUGAAUUGCACUCUCAUAGUAUAACGGAGAACUUCUCUAAAGUGGUAGAUAUUGAUCAAGUAUCCGAAGCAGUGAUAUAUAUAUUUUUUGGUAUGUUUCUAUUUCAAGGGAAGACCAUGACGAGACAUUAUGCCGCUCACUGGAUUUUAGCCUGAAUAAUUUUUAACUUCUCUGAAUCUUAAUUUAAGUUCUCUGCAUAUCUUAUAAUUUAAUAAAGUUUGCUCAAAAUUGAAGGUUUUUUUUAACCUCACCUACUUUUUAAAAAGAUGUUGCAUCUGUACAGCAGAGAUACUUUUAGGGAAUAUGAAUAAAUAUAAUGAUCAUUUUUAUUGUAUGUGGCAUGUUUUGUAUGGAUAUUAUUUUGAAUUGUACAUAUUUUUUUCAGGACGCCAGAGGUUGCAUCUCUUUAUAUACAGCUUUCCCACUCCCUUUCCCCUUCAUCUUAUUUCUUUGUCUGCUUUUGUUUCUUGUAAAGGAAAAUAAAAUGCAUUUUAAAUAUGUG